AUGGCGCCAACCCUUGCCAUGGGUGGAGGAUGUGACCGCGUGGAUUUAGUCCUGGCGACUUCGAAAUCCAUCUUGCAGAUUGCUAAAGUUCUCAGCGGUCGCCAAACAGAGAGAGAAGUCAGAAAACUCUUGCGUCAUUUCAUCGUUCACUGCAUGCUGGUGUUUGACCAGGUCCAGCGGAUUAGGACUAUACUGGUUCCAGAAAACGACCUCCUUCUUCGAGCCCUUGGGUUGUUUGAGUCGCUAAUCGCGCUUGAUGCCACAUCAAAUCAUCCUUAUGGACGUCAGCUGGGACUGAAUAAGCGUUGGUAUGCUAUGCGGACUCAAAAUGCCGAUGCAAAACUUGCUUUUGCCAGCCAUUGUUUGGUCUUGAACCAAACUUCGACCCUCCAUGCUUUGGAUGAGUCCUUCAAUACGUGGGAGGAAGAAGUCAUGGCAAGAUAUCCAGAAGACGGACUGGACUGGUCAUUAGAUGACUACAACCCACCAAAGGAGAAAAGACCAGAGCCGUCAUACACUAUUCAUAUCGCAGCACGGUUGAUGUUCAAGGCUCUGGCUCGAAGCACGAGUUGUGAGUGCUGUACCAAACAUGAUGCUCGGCUCUGUCUUCGCACAUACAGGACGCUUGAUGUACGUCAAGAUGAUGAUGAUGAGACCAAUUACUUUGAGAUGCUCCUUUCAUCGCAUCAUGACUGGCAAGAAACACGUGUGCACACUAUCCGGAAACGUGUUGUGCGCUUCAUAGUCGACAACGGGACCCAGCCAUCGCCACCAUCGAAGAAAAAGCUGGACUACACGCCUAUGCCAGUCAAGAAACUUUGUGACCAGCUAAGAAAGAUGCAAGCAAUGGUCUCAAAAAGACUCGAGUUCAAGGUCGAAAACGGCCGUCUCUUAAAGCUACGGUCCGAAAAGAGCAAGUUUCGGAUCGACAAAAGAAAAGCACCCAUGUCAUUGCAACAAUUCAUUAGAGAAAGCCCUAGAUCUCUAACAGAAAAGACCAAACGAAUCCUUGCUGUUUUAUUAAGCUACACAGUCCUUCAUCUGCAUGACACCCCAUGGCUUCAACCCAGCUGGAAUUCCUCAAACAUCUUUUUCUUUCAAACAUUGUCCUCCAAUAUUCCCUUAAGACCGUUUAUCCAAACUCAACUGACUGCUCGAGAUCUCAAUGAUGAGGCACAGGACGAGCAAAAGCCUCAAUAUAAUGCUGGUCGUGUUGAGCUUGAGAGAGAUCUAAACGGUUUGUAUUCUAACAAUCUAGAUCCUGACGAUCUAGACCCCGACGACCUGAAUCCUGACGACAUCUAUACGGAUCCCGAUGACAUUGAGCACCCAUUUCCGUCUCUAGUCACCCUUGCUAUUGUACUCAUGGAGCUUUACCUAGCGGCGCCGUUCGACAUACUCGCCAAGAACCGUGACUUGCACUUUCCAGACAACGUCGACAGCCGCACAAGAUCGCUCGAUGUGGCAUCCGUCUUCAACGAAUAUAAGCGAGAGAUUCCUCAGAAUUCUCAAUUUCAUUAUGCUGUAGAAAAGUGCCUUGAUCCAAGGAUCUGGGAAGACGGCAAUGGUCGAAAGCUUGAUGAUCAGGCGCUGGGCGUCAGGAUUUAUGAAGAAGUUGUCCGACCACUUGAAGAUGAGCUUUGUAACGCUUUCGACUUUAUCAAAAUUGAGGAACUCGAUGCAACUGCCGAGAAUUUGGACUUCAGGAGCUGGGGACAGGCCAUUUAUCAACACGAGGAAGAUACUUCUUCCAGGGGCACGCCAGUAUCUCUAACAGAGGGAAUGUUCUCUAUUCAACGCCAUGAUUGGGCAAGAAUAAACGAUUCUGUUUCGUACUGUUUUCCUAGCCCUGAUUUGGAAUCAAGCCGUCACUCAGUUACCAGCUCCAAGUACUUGGCCGCGAAGUUCUAUGACGAUGAAAAGCCUUCCGAUAGCCACUCACGUUUAGAAAUGGAGGAUUACAUGCAAUGGAGAUUAAAACAUCAAGCGGUCCUUCGGAAGUUUAUAGAUCCUUUUCUAAAGCAUCCACCAGCGAAUCCUGUCAAAAUUGCGGUCCUUGACUCUGGUGUGGACGACAUCCAUAUGUCACUCGACACUGGUCAAAUCAAACUCAAGAGAAACUGGACGACAACAAACAAGAAAGAUGUUGCUGAUAACAUUGGCCAUGGAACCUUUACGGCUAGUUUGUUGAUAGAUUAUGCUCCAGAUUCGGACUUAUUCAUUGCCAAGAUUGCUGAAGGGAUUCCCUCGCCGCCUGAAGUAGUUGCACAGGCAAUAAGAACAGCUGUAGAUGAGUGGAAGGUCGACAUUAUCUCCAUGUCUUUUGGAUAUCCUACCAAUCAGAUGGAAGGCUAUGCCCAGCUUGAAAGUGCCAUACUGUAUGCCUAUUCCAAAGGGGUUCUUCUUUUUGCAGCUGCCUCAAACAGCGGGGCGAAUUUGGACCGAGCAUAUCCUGCUCGCGAUCCACACGUCUUCUGCGUCCACUCAACGGAUUCGAACGGGAACAGGUCGAAAUUCAGUCCAACGCCGCUUUCUCAAGAAUUCAACCUUGCUACCAUUGGGGAAGCGGUCGAGUCUGCAUGGCCUGUAAAGCUCUGCAACACAGAAACAAACCCACGUUGUGUCCAAUGGAAGUCAGGAACCUCAUUUGCCACACCAAUAUUAGUAGGCAUUGCGGCGUUCCUCAUCCAGUAUGCUAGGAUUCACCUGCCAGACAAAGCUCAUAUGCUGAAGCGCCAAGAGAAGAUGAAGAGCGUGCUUUUGAAAAUAUCUGACAAGACUCAGCAAUCCAUAGCUCGUGAUGGUUAUAGCUACAUUGCACUCAAUCUGUUUGCGGAUAAUCUCUUUGGUAAAAGCAAAGCCUUCAUAGAUGAAACCAUUGGGGAAUUGUUGAAACGUUAA
This is a messenger RNA of Clonostachys byssicola, 2901 nucleotides long. Lineage: Eukaryota; Fungi; Ascomycota; Sordariomycetes; Hypocreales; Bionectriaceae. The record is from the annotation of a GenBank genome assembly.